Sebastes umbrosus (honeycomb rockfish) is the source of this 3700-nucleotide messenger RNA. It is a transcript of the gene tmem185a, whose product is annotated as transmembrane protein 185. The record is from RefSeq and is a predicted model, not a curated record. The transcript has 7 exons. The coding region runs from base 180 to 1238 and encodes 352 amino acids. NCBI's taxonomy places the organism in Eukaryota, Metazoa, Chordata, Actinopteri, Perciformes, Sebastidae.
GAAGUCACGUGAUUUCCGAGGGUAAAACAUAACAUACGGGCUAGCAAAGAGCUGUAAUGAAACCGAACCAAAAAGCUCAACUACCACCGAGAUUAGCAGGUGUAGUACACAGGUUAGGCGGUGAGUUAGCUAACGACACGGGGAACUAAUGUUGGCUAGCCAACCAGCCCUUUUACACCAUGAAUUUAAGAGGACUCUUCCAGGACUUCAACCCGAGUAAGUUCCUGAUCUACUCCUGUCUGCUGCUCUUCUCCGUGCUGCUGUCCUUGAGGCUGGAUGGAGUCAUCCAGUGGAGCUACUGGGCUGUGUUCACCCCAAUAUGGCUGUGGAAGCUGUUGGUCAUCAUUGGGGCGUCUGUGGGCACUGGAGUCUGGGCGCACAACCCCCAGUACAGGGCUGAAGGGGAGACAUGUGUGGAGUUCAAAGCCAUGCUGAUCGCAGUGGGGCUCCACGUCCUGUUGCUGAUGUUCGAGGUGUUAGUGUGCGACCGUGUGGCGAGGGGAAACUACUUCUGGCUUCUCGUCUUCAUGCCUCUCUUCUUCGUGUCGCCCGUCUCCGUAGCAGCCUGCGUCUGGGGGUUCAGACACGACCGCUCCCUCGAGCUGGAGGUGUUGUGUUCAGUUAACAUUCUCCAGUUCAUCUUCAUCGCUCUGAGGCUGGACAGGAUCAUCAACUGGCCUUGGCUGGUGGUGUGUGUCCCACUGUGGAUAUUGAUGUCCUUCCUGUGCCUUGUUGUCCUCUACUACAUCAUCUGGUCCGUCCUCUUCCUCCGCUCCAUUGACAUCAUCGCCGAGCAACGGCGGACUCACAUCACCAUGGCAAUAAGCUGGAUGACCAUUGUCGUACCCCUGCUCACCUUUGAGAUCCUUCUGGUGCACAAGCUGGACGGCCACAACAGUCUGAGCUACGUGUGUGUAUUCGUCCCUCUCUGGCUCUCCCUGCUCACACUCAUGGCAACCACGUUUGGCCAGAAGGGAGGAAACCACUGGUGGUUUGGCAUCCGUAAGGACUUCUGCCACUUCCUGUUGGAGCUCCUCCCCUUCCUGCGAGAGUACGGUAACGUGUCCUACGAUCUCCAACGCAGCGAGGACCCUGAGGCAGCCGAGGAUCUGCCCGUGCCCGAGCCGCCGCCAAAGAUUGCCCCCAUGUUCCACAAGAAGACCGGCGUGGUGAUCACUCAGAGCCCUGGGAAAUACUUCGUCCCACCGCCUAAACUCUGCAUCGACAUGCCGGACUAACUUCAUAUCGGAGCUAAAGGGGACUGCUGUACUUAGUCAAGAAGCCACAACAGCAGAGGACCCUGUGUUUGGUUUUUCCUGAAGGAUCUGGUCCCCCCCACCUGAACUCUGCAUCAGCAUGGCUGUCUAGAGUGACACUUUAGAGACAAUAUGGUAACGGAUGACUAAUGGAUCCAGAAUCCUCAUAUUGGCUGCCCUGCCUAACUCUGAGGAUUGAAUCAAGGAACCAAAAGAAAGGACUUCUUUUUUUUUUUCACCUGUAGGUGAAGUUUCACUGUGUUUUAUCUACUCUGAAGAUGGACAUUUAGAAGUGUCUCAGAUUCACUUGGAUCUAAAUAUUUAGGCUGACAUGACUGAUGAGACAAAACAGAAGAGCUGGACCUGCUUGGACUUGAAUAUUUGACUCUGCAGCAGCAGUAGAUCUUUGAUUCAGACAACCUAAAGCAAAGAUGACGCUCGUCUGGCUUAAUGAUGGGGACCAUUGGAGAGAGCUUGAAUUUGGGAUCAGUGUACUCUGAUUGCUCCUGUUCCCACUUUUGACCUUGCAGUUGGAGAAAAUGACGGAGGUGGAGUUAAAGGAAAGGAUCCAGUCUUUUUCAGGUUCGUCUUAGUGCAAUACUUGCAUGCCCAUUUUUAUACUGAAAGAAUAAUUGGCCUGUGUAAUUUAGGCUUUGGCGGUAUUUCGGUGUACCAGGGUAUUCAGAACAUUUUCUGAAAUGCAAACAAAAUUUAAAAAGUAAUUUCAAAUUGCUUUAAAAAAGGUACACAUUUCAUGGGCUCGUACUCCUAUAAAGGUACUUUAACUGAUCGAACUGUGAUGCGUUUGAAUUCAAAUUGGAUACCGACUACGUUUACUAUGAGCAGAAAUAUGUGUCAUUAGAAACUGAAUUAUAAUCACUUAGAUGAAGACAACUGGGUCUUUGUGGUAGUCACACACCGGUGCUCUUUGAAUCUUUCAGGUGUAUUGGGUUUAUUCCAUCUUGUGAAGGGCUCAUUGCAUUGGUGGAAUAUGAUCUCAAAAGUACAAAAUGCAAGUCUUCUUCAAAAAUAAUCCAAGGCACACUGUAGAGUUUGAACAAAAUUAAAAUGCCUUUAUUUUACAUGGCAAUAAUUGUUUAAAAUGACCAACGCGUUGUGACCGACAUAGGUCCUAAAAUAGACCAGAGUUCAAACUCUACAGUCAGUCUUGGAUUAUUUUUGAAGGAGACUUGCAUUUUGUACUUUUGCAUUAAAAAAACUGAAUCCUGAAUAACAUAAUUUGAAAUUGAAUUUAUUAGUUUGGAACAAAAUUCCAAUAAACUUGAAACUGAAUGUAAUAUGAAAUUGAAUUCAGUUAUAUUCAACUCUCUAUACUUUCACAUUUCAGUUUCAGUUUACUGAGACACACAUCCGGUCGUCGAAGAAGAGCACAAAAAAUGUGAUGAAGGUAUGAAAAAACAGAUACUGCCCAAGCCUACUGCAAUUAUUCCUCCUGUUCAUACUGGCUGUGAUGUGAUCCGAUCCUUUGCAAACAAUUUAAGAGAUGUAGGGACAAAAUCCAUAGUUCUUAUGUGUAAAAAUGCAUAAAGGUAGGAAGGGAUCUCUUUACAGCCAGUAUGGAAAUUUACUUAUGCCAUGCUAGUACUGUUUUAAGACAGACCUGAAUGAGUUUGAACCUUUCCUUUAAAAAAAGGAAACAGUGGAAAUGGCACUUUGUUAAUCUGUUCAAAGAUGAGUCCCGUCUCACCUGUCAGUUUUUUUGUAUUCCUGUUUUUUUGUAAAUAACAGAAGUUGUCAAGUUUGGGACCAGAGUGGAGAUGGCAGGGUUGAAGGUUAGAGGCAGAAAAAAAAAAAAAAAAAAGUAUUUGCUAACAACCAUCCACUUAUAUUUUAAUUAAACAUGUAAUACUAUCUGUGCUUAGAGUCAACAUAUGAAAUCAAGACAGUGUUAAACAAGUUGGAUACCACAAAAUAAGAUUCUAAAUUGACUUAUUUUUAGUGAUUAUCCAAACUUUCUGUAAUUCAUAAACUUAAUUUAUGUGGUAAAUACUGUACCUCCCAUAUGGGACUUCAAGCUCCUAUGUGCAUAAUUUUAAUGUGAUUUAGCAGCUUUCACAUUAUUCUAAUAACAUACCGUAGACAAUUUAAGAGCUUUGCUGUGUCCCUUUUGGUUUCACCAAAGCCAAACCUUUUCAAAUCCUACACACAUCAGCUUUACCUGGCUCAAACAAUUAAAAAAAUGCAAAUACUUUUUUUUUAUCCAAAUCUAAUAAGUAGAGACUAUAACUCCUGAUAUUCCCUAUGUGUGUGCACAUUUCCAAAUAUCCUCAAUUUAUCGAAUUGCUCAGAAAAGCAAAAACAAUCAUACCUAUUUCUUAUUUUAUUUUGUUGGACAACUUGAUUGCUGGAGUGUCCAGCAUGCUGUCUGUACAUUUUUUUCUACAUGUUGUCUUUUUUCCAUUAAAUUGGUCUGACUUACUUAU